Candidozyma auris is the source of this 645-nucleotide messenger RNA. RefSeq names its product Rab family GTPase YPT7 (gene YPT72). Gene Ontology annotation, biological process: regulation of vacuole fusion, non-autophagic. Lineage: Eukaryota; Fungi; Ascomycota; Pichiomycetes; Serinales; Metschnikowiaceae. Bases 1 to 645 code for a protein of 214 amino acids. The transcript has a single exon. Gene Ontology annotation, cellular component: late endosome; fungal-type vacuole membrane; vacuole. Gene Ontology annotation, molecular function: GTPase activity; GTP binding. The record is from RefSeq and is a predicted model, not a curated record.
AUGUCAAGCCGCAAGAAGACCCUCCUCAAGGUCAUCAUUCUAGGCGACUCUGGAGUGGGUAAAACGUCGCUCAUGCAGCAGUUUGUCAACAACAAAUUCUCUCAGCAAUAUAAGGCCACCAUUGGCGCCGACUUCUUGACCAAGGACCUCACCAUCAAUGGCAAGACGGUCUCGUUGCAGAUUUGGGACACUGCCGGCCAGGAACGGUUUCAGAGCUUGGGUGUGGCGUUCUACCGUGGUGCUGAUUGCUGUGUGCUUUGCUACGACGUUACCAAUGAGAAAUCACUCACCAACUUGGCCUCUUGGAAGGAUGAGUUUUUGGUGCAACUGAACGUGCUGAACCCGCAAGACUUCCCCUUCAUUAUCAUUGGCAACAAGAUUGACGUGGACGAGAGCAGGAGGAUCCCGCUGUUGUCGAAGAAGUUGAUGAACAUCACCAACAAUCAGCUAGGAGGUAUGAACUACCCUGUUUUCGAGACGAGCGCCAAGGACUCCAUUAACGUGGAGGCUGCGUUUGAAGUGGUGGCCAAGAUGGCGUUGCAGCAGGAAGAGUUGAACGAAGGCUCUCGGAACGACAUCAACGACGACUACAACGACGCUAUCAACAUUCACCUGGAGAACGAGCUGGGUGGAUGUGCGUGCUGA